UUUGGUCUGACUGGUAUGGAAGAUCGUGACCACCACGGACAUCACUUUACCAACUUCUACGUCACUACGACCGUACAGUCCAGACGAAAUUUUAGAAUCAUCAUGGAAGCUUUCACAGUUUACUUUUUGUCCAUGGAAAUUGUCAUCCUUACGCACCGUCAAAUAACAAAUCAGAAUAAUUUUGCUCAUGAUUAUGCUUUCGAAAUCAUCAUAUCAGCUUUUGGGUUAGGUAUCAUAAUGCAGAUAAUUUUGUUAUUAAAAGACUUCCCAACAGGGGUGAUAUAUGAAUGCAUGAACGAGUGGCACAAACUUCAACUCUUUUUGCAUUUUGGAGGAUUUUUUUCAACAGCAAUGGGCAUCAUCGCUAUGGCAGUUUCAGAAACUACUGUUGAAGAACAUGAAUUCACAGUUACAGUGGCUGCUUUAGUGACGUCAAUAAUUAACGCAACUUGGUACACCAUUUCCAAAAUCUACGAAAAAGCCGUGAAUUUGUCUAUUCCUGCCAUAACCGUAACCGACACUGGCAAAGAAGAGACUAUAGUGCUAGAAGGGCCAUUUGGUGUCAGAUCAUGGCUACAAACUCCGAGACAUAGACGGCAAGACGGACAUUUCCUGGUGGCCCCGGAUAUUUCGGGCUCCCAGCCCAUUCACAAGGAAGGCAGUCGGUUUAUGAGAGUACCAUCAGAAAUGUUGUUAGAACAAGCCUUGAAUCGGGAGAGGUAUCAAGAAGAGAUGUCAAGCCUUGGGCGAAAUUUGUCUGCGGGAUAUCAAAAGAAUAAUGAAAACCUUGAAGUCCUUUAG
This is a messenger RNA of Saccostrea echinata, 801 nucleotides long. RefSeq lists its product as uncharacterized. Lineage: Eukaryota; Metazoa; Mollusca; Bivalvia; Ostreida; Ostreidae. The transcript has 3 exons. The record is from RefSeq and is a predicted model, not a curated record. The annotation marks the transcript as partial.